AUGCCGAACAUUCGACCCGUUUACCUUGUUCCAUCAACAAAUCAGGUUGUGAUCGGCCCACCUCUGCCCGCUCCUUACCCAACUCUAUAUUUUCAUCCUCCAAAUGCCAAAGGGAGACCGGGAAGCUUUGGACAAUUGAAAAAGACUAAAUCCAAAGAAGCCGAGGAUAUUUUGGGAAUCAAAAAGCAACGCGAUAGUGCCGAGCUUCUUGCUGAAUACGGAUUGCCCAAUGAAGUCAAUCGCAAUCCCAUGUACACCUACAGACGGCCCGCCUUUGGAUCACAGCAAAGGAUGAAUGGUUCAACCUCGUCCUCAGCCACUUCAUCAAGACCUCCAUUGCCAAAAUUGCCUCUCUGGGAUGCGCAUCAGUUUCGAGCACUUAACAAAGCGACUCCAGAGUUCUAUCGACGACAGACAACACAAAUCGACGACAUACCGAUAAAUCACUCGAAUCAUCAACCACAAAUCCAACAACAGCAGAGACAUCCUGUUGACGGGACUUUACCCAGACAAACCUCAAGGCAUAUUGUACAGGGAAGUCCGUCUGGUCUGUUGCUUCCACGACUCCGUCCACCGCCCAAUCAACUACCUCGGUCGAUUCCCCCGCGAAGCCCUCCACCCUAUCGACCACCACCAAGAAACAGUCCAAGACUGCAGCAGGCACGUCAACCAAGACUCGAGUCCACCGCACCCAAGCACUCAACACCGCAUCGAGAAAAGUCGCCGUCGAAACAGGCGACGAAUGCAAUAGAGUCAACUCCAGUCUAUGCCCAACCGAGACCCCGAAUGGAUGCCGCCACGUUGCCCCGAAAUUUUCAUGUUAUACAAAAGGUUCACGACAUGCCAGUGGAUGAGGGUUUCUCGUCGAAUUCGAUGAACUCCUCGCAGUCCUCGAAUGAUUACAUGCCGAGUAAAGCUGAGCCACAAGUCAACACAAUGACACGCAGCGGAAUGUUACAACAGAAGAGCUUUGAUGAAACGGCAGUUAGAGUUCAUCCUGAUUACAAUGCGGCGAGUAUGGGGCGAAGAAAUAAAGUACCCGUUGGAGCAAUGUUUGACGAUAGACGUUUCUCAACGAUGGAAGCCACUCAAAGACUCUACAAGAAGCACAAUGUCUCCACCAAUCAAUUACAUGAUGGAUACAGCACGAUGCCUCCAGAUGUGGCUAGGCCUCGAGCUCCGUCAGCUCAAUCGGGGAUGAGCCCCGCGUUGCAUGGGGUGAAUACUCUGCCAGCUAUUGGAAUUGGUCUAGUCGAACCGCCGAAAAAACAGCGAACCGAUCAGAUCUUCGAUGCUCUUGUCAAUGGAUUCAGAUCCUACAUCGCUUUCUACAGCGGUGAGCGAGACCGAUUGAGAGCCGAACUCGAGGCGACCAACGAUGCUGGGACGGCGACAAGAAUUGAACAUGAAUUGGUGUUGGUUGAAGAGAACGUUCAACUCUUCGAGAGUCAUCUCCAUCGAGUCUCCCGACUGCAGGACCGCUAUCGACAGGGGCACUUUGCUUCACUCAAAGCCAAAUCCUCCUCUUUAUCGGAUCUUCGAGCGGCUCUUUCCGGUAAAUCAACCUCUUCAUCGUCAGCGAUCGCCGCUCCAUCAGCUGCGAUUCAUAACGAAUUGGCUGCAAUGAUGGGCAGAUUGUCAAUUGAGAUGAAAACUAUUGCCGGUUUUGCUCGUGUAGCUCCAGGAGACGUUUUCGAGGUUCAGAUUCGACAUGGGAACACCAAAUGGAAGGCUCGCGGAAAAACCCAAGCCGAUCGAACGCAGCGCUGGGAUCGAGAAGCGACCACUUUCGAGUGUCAUCCAUCAAGCACUGUUGAUGUGAAGGUCUGUGAAGUGCGUCUAUUCAAGACGAAACCCUUGGCAGAGCGCUCAUUCGAUCCGUGUGAGCUGUUUGCCGCUUCUCCCCAAAUGGUCACCAUCUCGCUGAACACUCUUGGAACGAUGAAAUUGCAAAUGAUUGUUACAUGGAUACCACUGCUUGCCUCGAAAAGCGGUCUUGCUUCAACAAUCACAAGAACUCCCACAUCGAUGCUAUCUGAACAAGCUGAAGAGGCAAAGAAACCACGAGUCGUUUUAAGGGAGAAGAAACGCGGCGGCGCGGCAAGAGCGGCGACGAAAGAGCAAUGGAGAUCAUCGACGAAUCUCCUCGAUUCGAUCUAUCACGAUCUAUCGAAGAACAUCCCUACCGCUGAGUCGAUGUCAACUCCAUCUCAUCGUUUAUCAAUGCUAGCCGUUUCUUCAUCAUCUCCCGAUGUUUCUAGUGGCACUCCACUCAUUCCUCCAUCCACCUCGAAUCCAAAUCAAACGGCUCUACUCAGUGCUCCACAAGAUAGCCCCGAAUCAAUGCGGGGAAGGGCAUGCACUGGCGGCUCACAAGGAGUGUCUUCCUGUUCCUCAGCCACCUCAUCAUCCGAUGUCGUCUCUCUUUCAUCCGUUUUUUCGGCUCUAUUGGAUCUUCUAGAUGAAUGUCUUCCACUUGCUUCAUCUUUAUCUAAAGAAAGACACCGAGAAUUGCACACGACUCAUCAAAUCCUUGUGCACUGGUCGAGAAUACUGAGGCAUCCAAAUGCCAGCGGUGGUGCUUCGUUCCUCAGACGAUCGGCAUUUGUCCGGGGAGAUGAGAUCGACGACAAUGUUUUGCUAGCGGAUCAUGGAUCUGAGAAUGAUUCGGGAAUCGAUUCGUUGAGACAACAGAUAUCCCCAUAUGCGAGAAGAGUGCCAGGGGAGAGUGUUGGGCAUUCAACGGCAAGUCGAUUCAGUCAGAUGAGAGAGCGAAGAAAAUCCCUGGGAGCGAUGCUCGAUCCGUCAGAGCUCGAAAGAAUGUGUCUUGAGUCGGAUCGUUUUUGGCAAGAUGAGCACUCAACAGCAAAGCAUGAAACGGCAACCGGUCACCACGAGGUGGAUGCCUGUCUGGCUCACCAUUUGACGAGAAUACGAAACUCUCUCAAGCUUCUAACUGGUAUCUCUGGUCCUCUCCUUUACCGUAGCACCGAGCACUUGCGACGAAUCGAAGCCGACACAGUGGCGCUGGACGAUCUCCUCAGAUUGACACCUUCACUACCUGUACUGCCGAAUAUCACGAAUGUUCUUUGCGAGCUGGGAGCUGAGGGAAUUGUGCAAGAAGCCUGGCUUUCUGCCUGUUAUCCACUACAUGCUUCCCUUGUGGUCCCAUUUGAGGAGCUUCGAACACAGUUACGCGCUAAUGUCUCUCCGAUUGUCGAGCCAACAUAUCCCCAUUUGGUGACCCGAGUGACCGAGUCUCUUUGUCGUCUCCUCUUAGACGGUUCUCCUAUUCCAUCACCUCCAUCAUCACCCAUUCAAAUGACUGUCUUCCAUUUUGUUUCCCUUUUCCGUGGAAGGCAUUUCGCCGCUUUUGUUGAGAGUCUCGCGCAUGAUGCUUGGAUGAUCUCCUUGCUGAGCACGCGACAGCCAAGAAACGUGAAUAUCGUUUUUGAGAGGUUGACACAGGUUCCGAUGGCUCCACCGAUAGACACAUUGAGACACGUGGCACUUCUUUUACAAAACGGAGAUCCUCACUUGAACACAACUAUCGAGCGUUACCUGAGUGGCUCAGUUGGUCGUCUCCAUUCCGAUCUUCUUUCAUCAUUUUUGUGUCUUUUGGAAGCAGAUGAUGUUUUCAUUCGGAUUGGUGCCAUUCGAGCACUUGGAGUGCUUAAAAGCGCUCGAAUAGCGGCCCAAGUGUGGUGGGUGGCGGAAAGGGAUCGAAGUCAAGAUGUUCGUCACGAGGCGAUGUGUCUUUUGGAGGAUCUCGGAGAGGUCGAGGGAGACAAAGAUGGCGAUGAACAAGUGACAAGGAUU
This is a messenger RNA of Mesorhabditis belari, 3819 nucleotides long. The record is from the annotation of a GenBank genome assembly. NCBI's taxonomy places the organism in Eukaryota, Metazoa, Nematoda, Chromadorea, Rhabditida, Rhabditidae.